GAUACCCUUGCCAUGAGCCCUGUGAACUACAAUCCAAAUACCGUGUAUGUCAUGCAGUCUCCUCACAUGGCUUUGUUUCAGCAAGAUACUGCAAUGUGUGUGCAUGUAAACUUGGCACCGUCAAACAGCUACUGCAUGAAGAGCUUGCCAUUUCAUCCCCAGACAACACACCUUUACGAACACCAACAUUGGCCAGUACCACAAAUCCCUGAAACAUGCUAUGAAAUCUACCCUGAAAGUUUGACCUUCAACCAACCUGCUGAAAGCUAUGAUCUUCGUCCAUAUUUUCCUGUUACACCAUUUCUUCCAGUUGGCAUUCAAGAAGAAGAUGAUUUUCAAGGUUUCCCUCUGAAUGCCGAAAAUGACUCUAUGCCUGAAGAUUUCAUGAUGUACACCGCAGAAAACGGCUCAUUUUUUAUUGAAAAUAAGCUUUCGGAAAUCUCUGCAUUUGCUGACAACAACUUGUCGAAUUGGGGAUUCUCGCAUCCUUUGGGACAUGUGCUAAAGAACAAACGAGGAUUGUUCGGAUGUUUCACUCUUCACUCUGGAAAGGCUUGUUAUGUAAAAUUUACGCCCUACUCAAUCAAAUUCUCGAGCAAUCAACGUGGAGUCGCAUAUGUGAUUGACGAAGCUGGCGUCCGUACUUGUUGGGAAUCCUUCAAGUCAUUCGAGGAACUGAUCUCAGAGAGAGAUCAUAAGUGGGAAAAGAUUGAUCGGCAUCAAGUAAUCAUGCAGAGACCUUGCGGCUGUGCUUCGUCGUUCUUCCAUCACAUGCCAUCCAAAGAACUGUGGAAUUCCAAGUCUGAAGAAAACAUCUGCAUCGAGCGAAACGGCCUGAGAUUCUAUUCUGCAACAAGCGAGUUAAAGAGUCUGAAACUGAAUCUCGAUUUGGAAACACAUCAGCUAACUUCAACCCUCAAACACGUCGGCGAGCAAGAUGGUCAUAUCUACGUCAAAAGCUGCCAGUAUCGAUUCAACCAGAGCGUCCAUUUCAACGGUAAAUCACUUCAAGUGAAGUUUCAUACUCAGACGGCUCGUUUAGAUAGUAAUGGGAAAUUGUCGCUGAGCAAACAUUAAGUCGAGGGAAGGAGGGGGUUGACGUUUGCAUUACUCGAGGUAGACUGAUAGCAAAAUUCUCUUGUUAAAACUCUUUUUUGGAUUGAUUUUCUAAAGCAUCACUGUAUAAAUCCGACAACUAUUUAUUCCCCCGUCGUACCUAAGCGUUCCCUAUUCCUCUUGGUUAUUCAUUGAGGCUGCAUUUUCUGCAAUUUUGCCAGGUAGUUUAUGAAUCCCCAUUCCCCAGUAUGAUAUAUUGAAGAUUUUCGGUUAGAUGUUCUGGUUAAACUGUUUGACCUUGCACGUAUUCAACGUUGCUCAAAAUUAAUUCCCUGUGAUAACAUGUUACCGAUUUUCAAUAUACAAACGACAAUUCAAAAA
Messenger RNA from Daphnia pulicaria, 1437 nucleotides. RefSeq lists its product as uncharacterized. The record is from RefSeq and is a predicted model, not a curated record. Bases 13 to 1077 code for a protein of 354 amino acids. The transcript is spliced from 3 exons. NCBI's taxonomy places the organism in Eukaryota, Metazoa, Arthropoda, Branchiopoda, Diplostraca, Daphniidae.